Molecule: messenger RNA, 129 nt
Organism: Diversispora eburnea
Lineage: Eukaryota; Fungi; Glomeromycota; Glomeromycetes; Diversisporales; Diversisporaceae
Source: the annotation of a GenBank genome assembly
UUCGAAUGUUGUAGCGUUUGGUCACAUCUUCACAAUGGUUUGGAACAAGCCAAAACCAUUAAGCUAUUUAAUUCCAAUGUGGCUAAUGAAUUAUAUGAUGCUAUAAUGGAUGCAAUUCCUCCGGCUUAA